UAUAAGUUGCCAACAAUAUUACACGAAACUUAAUUUAGAAAUACUGUAGCAACUUCCAAGGCGUACGAAUUUCGAGCUACUUUUUAAAAUUCAAAAUUCUUGUUUGAAAUAUGGCACUUUGGGGAGGCCGCUUUGAAUUUAAGCAAUCGUCAGUGACACGCGAGGAUUUCGGAGAGCCGGGUGAAGGGCUUCGGGACGCAAUUCCCUUGUACCCGCCGGGCGUGUUCGUCGGCAAGUUCGGCGAGCGGCACGACGAAUCGACCACGGUGGCCGACUUCCAGCCUAAGGAGCGCGUGUCGAACGAGUUAAUCGCAAGGAGUGACCACUUGAAACAGCCUCGGCAGCUCAAGAAGGAGUGGUGGGAGGACGAGCAAUUUCCAAUCGACGACCUGCAGCCGUUGUACCGUGCCUCCAGCCAGCGCUACGACGAAACCGCGCGCCGAGGCGACAAACACUCAGGCGAAUACGUUGGCGUCGAAUCUAGUGGGCAAUGGCCCGUGCCCGAUCCCCCUGUGUGGCGCAACCCUGGCCCCCGGCGGCCUUACUUCCACUUCAACACGCUGCGCACCGACGGCCAGUUCGAGCGGCUCACCACCACCUACGCUGAGCACAUGGGCUCCGUGCGGCCCACCACACCCCAGGGGGUCAAGGUGCCUCCGCCCGGCCUGCUGCCGUGGGGCGUGCCGCAAAGGGAGACUGAAUAUCUCAAGGAAUACUCGGGCGAGAUGCUGAGGCACCCGCAGUACCAAUCACCAACUCCCAGAUGUAGGCACGCGAUGCAGUCGGAGACGCCACCGCGCUGGGAAACCACCUACGAGGCGGCCUGCAACCAAGUGGAGAACGCACCCUCUUGGCUCAAGGACUUCCUCGCCAAACCCUACCCCAAGCGGACCUUGAGCGGCAGAUAAAGUGGGUCGGCUGCCAAAAACACGCGCCUUUCAUUUGUCCCGAUAGCAGCAGCAGCAGCACCGGCAACCGACCAAACCUUUGCUUAAUUUUCAGGCCAACUGGCAGACGGCGUCUCGCCGCAGGAAAUUAAAACUUGCUCUCGCUUGCCGGAGA
Cloeon dipterum is the source of this 1062-nucleotide messenger RNA. RefSeq lists its product as uncharacterized. Lineage: Eukaryota; Metazoa; Arthropoda; Insecta; Ephemeroptera; Baetidae. The transcript has 4 exons. The record is from RefSeq and is a predicted model, not a curated record. The coding region runs from base 111 to 908 and encodes 265 amino acids.